AUGGUGAGAGAGGUAGGUCUAUCCUACCUCGAACAGCGAGCGCAGGCAGCACACAAAUGGGUCAUUCCCUAUCUAUGGGGAGAUGACGUUACCACCCGGUGCACGCCAGAUGCCCUCCAAUCUCUGAUCAAUGAGAAGAUUGAGGAAACACCUCAAGCUGAUCACUCAAAGGUCAUCAUCGCCUUGAUGACGGCUAAUUCCCAAGAAGAGUUUGAUGCAAGCUUGGCAGACAGCGAUCUAUCGCGCGAGGGCCGGAUGCACUUGACGAGAAUUGAGCAAGACCCUAACAAGAGGCAAGCCGCUCUAGCGAAAGUGCCUCAACCUGAAGGAUCACUAUCAGAACCUUCAGUGCCUUUUGCUUCCAGCGGAAGGUAA
Durusdinium trenchii is the source of this 375-nucleotide messenger RNA. The record is from the annotation of a GenBank genome assembly. Lineage: Eukaryota; Dinophyceae; Suessiales; Symbiodiniaceae.